GACUUUUUCAUAAAUAUGUUAUGUUAUGAAAGUUAGAAAAUGAUACACCAGCUAUAAGAAGACUGUUUGUACUCAAUUUUCGAGAGUACUUUGUGUAAAAGUUUGUAGAUUAACACGCUUUCUUAAUCUAAACGUAUAAUACAUAGUAUUUUCCAACACAACUUAAAUCUUAAAAGCAAGACAAAAUGGCAGUUCUGACAUGUAUGAAGAUUUCAACCCGCUGUUGCUCCUCGUUAUUGAAAAAUUUAAACACACUGAACAGAUCUUUUUCAAAUCGAGCUUUCCACAAUGUGUGCAUUACAAAAUGUAAAACAGUGUUACAAAAACAAAUACAUAGUGACAAAGUAAUAAUUUAUAGACAGCUUACUACAAAACAAAGUAACCAAAAUAAUCACAGAAGUACAAUAAUGUAUGCUAUGGCUGGUGGGAUAUUUAUGAUAGGUGCAGCCUAUGCAAUGGUACCAUUAUACAGAAUACUUUGUCAAGCAACAGGAGUUGGGGGCACUGCAGUGGCUGGUAAAACAGAGAAAGUUGAAAUGAUGAAACCUGUAAGAGAUAGACCAAUCGUUAUAAGGUUUUCUGCAGAGAAAUAUGCCUCUAUGCAGUGGAACUUCAAACCACAACAAACAGAAGUCAAGGUUGUGCCUGGUGAAACAGCCUUAGCUUUCUACAAAGCAACAAACCCAACAGACAAACCUAUAAUAGGUAUAUCUACAUACAGCAUAGAGCCUUGGGAAGCUGGACAAUACUUCAAUAAAAUACAAUGUUUCUGUUUUGAAGAACAAAGAUUAAAUCCAAAGGAAGAGGUUGAUAUGCCAGUGUUUUUCUUCAUUGAUCCAGAGUUUAUGGAGGACCCUUUCAUGGACAAAGUAGAGGAGAUAAUGUUAUCAUACACAUUUUUUGAGGCAAAAGACUCUGAUAAGUUACCCUACCCUGGGUUUCCCACUCCAAAAGUUGAGGCUAUGUAAUAUGGUGUAAAUAAAUUAUUUAUAAUAUU
Mytilus californianus (California mussel) is the source of this 997-nucleotide messenger RNA. Its product is annotated as cytochrome c oxidase assembly protein COX11, mitochondrial-like. Gene Ontology annotation, cellular component: mitochondrial inner membrane. The record is from RefSeq and is a predicted model, not a curated record. The transcript has 6 exons. NCBI's taxonomy places the organism in Eukaryota, Metazoa, Mollusca, Bivalvia, Mytilida, Mytilidae. Gene Ontology annotation, molecular function: copper ion binding. Bases 186 to 968 code for a protein of 260 amino acids.